UAAAUAGUGCUCCAAAUAUCCCUAUUUUUCCAUCUCAACUUUACUUAUAAUUUGUUAGCAGUACAUCUAUAUCCUCUCACAAUUAGAAUUCACUUUCUUUGCUUAAUUAAGUCCAACCAUGGAGUUGAAGUUUCUUCACAUCCUUACAUAUCUUUCAUUGGCACUAGUGGCAAGUCAUGCAGCUCUUCCUGUUACAUAUUGGACUACUAAGCUGCCUAAUACUCCCAUGCCAAAGGCAAUCAAAGAAUCUCUCCAGCCUUCUGGAUUAACAGAAGACAAAAGCACUUCAGUAAAUGUAGGCAAAGGUGGAGUAAACGUCGGAGUCAACAAGGGUCACCCUUCCGGCGGAACAAACGUUAACGUUGGAGGCCAUAAAGGCGGCGUUAACGUAGACACUCCAGGUGGGACCCACGUAGGCGUUGGUAAAGGAGGAGUUGGCGUCACAACCCCCGGCCACCACGGAAAACCACCAGUCUCCGUGGGUGUCCACCCUGGACCGUCACCGUUUAUUUACAAUUACGCGGCGAAAGACGAUCAACUUAACGAUAACCCUAACGUGGCAUUAUUUUUCCUGGAAAAAGAUUUGCAUCAAGGAAGUAACAUGAACUUGCAGUUUGUGAAAAAUGCUAAUGGAGCUUCUUUUUUGCCUCGUGAAGAGGCGGAUUCGAUUCCGUUUAGCUCAGAGAAGAUGCCGGAAAUUCUUAAUCAGUUUUCAGUUGAUCCGGAUAGUGAAGAGGGUCAGAUUAUGAAGCAGACUGUACAAGAAUGUGAAGAGCCAGGUAUUAAAGGAGAAGAGAAGUAUUGUGCAACUUCAUUAGAAUCCAUGGUUGAUUUCACCACAUCAAAGUUAGGAAAGAAAGUGCAACCAUUAUCAACAGAGACACAAAAUGAAAACACACAAAUGCAAAAAUACACAAUCCUAGGAGCCAAGAAAAUGGGAAACAAUAAUGACAAAUCAGUAGUUUGUCACAAACAAAACUAUGCCUAUGCAGUAUUCUAUUGUCACAAAACAGAAACAACAGAGUCUUACAUGGUAUCAUUAGUUGGUGCUGAUGGAACAAAAGUUAAGGCUGUAGCUGUUUGUCACAAAGACACAUCACAAUGGAACCCAAAACAUUUGGCUUUCAAAGUUCUUAAGGUUACACCUGGAUCUGUCCCUGUUUGUCAUUUCCUUCCACAAGAUCACAUUGUUUGGGUCCCUAAGAACUAGAAUAUCAUAUUAUUAGAUGACAUAUGUUUAAUUGUCUUCUAAAUAUUUGGGUUGUUAAUUUUAUGUAUUAUGUAAUAAUACAAAGUAUGUUGUGCUUGUUAUACUUUUGUCUUGUUGUAUAAUCAUACUUUACUAUACAAAUAAUAAAUAAUAUAUGUUUCACAUUUA
This is a messenger RNA of Solanum stenotomum, 1378 nucleotides long. Its product is annotated as BURP domain protein RD22-like. Lineage: Eukaryota; Viridiplantae; Streptophyta; Magnoliopsida; Solanales; Solanaceae. The record is from RefSeq and is a predicted model, not a curated record. The transcript has 4 exons. Bases 119 to 1210 code for a protein of 363 amino acids.